This is a messenger RNA of Leptomonas pyrrhocoris, 3826 nucleotides long. RefSeq lists its product as hypothetical. The coding region runs from base 167 to 3826 and encodes 1219 amino acids. Gene Ontology annotation, biological process: proteolysis. Gene Ontology annotation, cellular component: cytoplasm. The record is from RefSeq and is a predicted model, not a curated record. Gene Ontology annotation, molecular function: calcium-dependent cysteine-type endopeptidase activity. The transcript has a single exon. NCBI's taxonomy places the organism in Eukaryota, Euglenozoa, Kinetoplastea, Trypanosomatida, Trypanosomatidae.
AGGGAAAGCGUGAGGGGCGCUCGCUUCGUAGACUCUUGUCGCACCUCCUUUGUCGCAGAUACUGUACUACUACAUCCUCUUCAAUUUGCCCUUUUCGACUUAGAUUCAUAGCUUCUUGAUUUUCUUUAUUAGAAACGCGUACAAACAGCUGUCCACCUUGACCGGUAUGCACCGCCCUGGUGUUGACUACUGGGCCAACACCCAUUCUCCCACACAGACGCCGCAGACAGUGCACAUCCUGUCACGCCGAUCCGCUGCUUCUUCGUCCUCCGGACCACCAUCACUGUCGCGAACGUCUACGACCGACUUUUACAUUCCCAGCGAUGAUGCACCUCAAGCAGGCGCGACAUCGGGGCUCGCACACUGUGAGCCAAUCGCGUCUCCAUUGCCUUCUCACAACGGCUCGCUUCCCCCCGCCACUGCAUCCUUUCCUCCCAUGCGAGGGAAUCUAACCCAACUGACAGAACUGGAGGCCGCCAAGAAACAGGUGGCUCAGCUGCAGCAGCAGCAGCGUCAGGAGGAAGAGCGAGUGCGCCGCAUGCAGGCGACGUGGAUGCGCGAGGGAGUCGAGUACGGCAACACUCUCCAAACGUUGCGGGCGUCGCUGGAGCGCGAGCACGCGCUGCGCACAUCCGCGGAGCAGGAGCGACAAUACGCCGUGCGCGAGGGGCAGCAGUUGCGCGUCGCCUUGCGCGCCGUGCUUGCCGAGCCGCCUUCCGCGAAUGGAACGCCCAGCACUGACACAGCUCGAGGCACCGUACCGCUUGCACUGUACGAGGAGGCGCGCCGUCUUCUGGCGCGCUGCGAGCACACCUUUGCCGAACUUAAAAUGCUGCAGCUGAGGGCCACCGAUCCUGCGGGGCUGGAGCGUCUUCGCUGCUACGACGUGCCAGUGGUGGACGGCAUACCCCCUGCGUGGCCGCUUGAGACUCCGCAGAAGGUCCGCAACGAUGGUAUGAGCAAGGAAGGAGACGUCCGUGAUUCACCUUCGUCAACGAUGCGGCAACAAGGCGGUAAUGCCGUUUUGCGCACGCCAAAGUCAACCAAGGCUGCAGCGACUGCGACGCCACUAAGGGAAGAGACGCCGACAGGGCCGGACGUGUCUGCGCUGACGACGGUAUCGCCUGAUACCCCUUGCAGCCUCAUCGCCCCGGAUCACACAGCAAAUACGUCCCCCACUCUCUAUCAUUCCGAGAGCUGUGCAUCGCAGAAAAAGACAGCGGAUGUCGAGAUGCAAUCAGCCGCACCUGUCUCGGCAUCAACUGCAGCGCCACAGGUCAUCAGUGCCGCUAACAACGAUGCUGCUGGUGGUGCGCGACGCGUGCUGCUGAGCCCGCCGCUGUUUUCUUCUUCUGCUGAUGUGGUCGAUGCACCACAGGGGAAGCAAAAGGAGACAACCGAGACGCACACAGAUGGAGGAGCGGACGCGGAGUGGUCGGGGCCGAUGCAUGAAUUUGCCGCGGAUGAUGGUGCGCAUGGGAGCGCAGCGGCGGCACCAACGACAAUGGCCACCACCACGACCGUGGCGACCUCCACCAACGCGCGCGCCGCGCCAUCAACUUCACGACUUCGUCCACAGCCCGGGGCAGUGUUGAGCGAGUUUGAGCGCGAGGACAUCAUCCGCGACACGGAUCAGCUGAUUCGGCAGCUCUCCCGCGAAACAAUCGCCCUGGCAAGGAAUGAAGGGGCACGCAGCAGUACGGACGUGGCUGCCUUGUGUCGCCGCCGUGGUCUGGACUACAUCGACCCCAUCUUCUUACCUGUCACGGAGACACUCGGCCUGGCCGCAGGUGGCUGCCGCGGCUACGACCCCGAUGAGGGCAGCUCCUACAUUGUGCAGUGGUGCACGCGGGAUGCGUUUACGCCAGAAGGCCAGCGGCCGGCGCCGUUGCUGACGAGCGCUGGAAUCGACCCGAACGCGCUGCGAUGCGGGCGCUUAGGCGACACCGGCGUUGUCGCCGCCCUCGCCGCUCUUGCCGAGGCCGCGGGCGCCGUGACGAGCGUGUUGGCCAGCACCACGGCCGCGGAGGCUGAGAACGGGCUCUACGUUGUGUGGAUGUGCGUACGGGGGUGGUGGAUGCGGGUGACGGUGGAUGCCUACCUGCCCUGCCUCUGCGAAGCGGAUCAGACCGUCACCUUGUACGGCUGCCGCAACGUGGCGACCCACGAGUUGUGGGCCCCGAUCUGUGAGAAGGCGCUGGCGAAGGUGUACGGCAGCUAUCAGGCCCUCCCUCACCUCCCUGCCGAUGUCGUGGUGGGCCACUUGACGGGUGGCCCGGUGGAGUGCUGGGAGUGGUGGCGGCGCAGCAGCGAGACCGCACUAGAGGAGAUCGAGGCGGCCAUCAACACGAGCGCACGCGGGGCCGGCAUGGUGCUGCUCACCACGCACUCCGCGGCCGUCUUGCGGGGGGACUCGUCGAAGGCAAGCCUGGCGGGUGCACGGGCGGAGUACGAGCGCCUGGGUCUGCUGCCUGGCACUUCCUAUCGUGUGCUGGCGGUGACGGAGAACGCGGAUGGCGAAGCGGUGCUGCUCCUGCGCAACUGGACGACGGCCUCCUCCUCGAGCCGGGCGGGCGGAACAGCGCGGGUGGGGAACAAGGAGAGGGACUGUCGCGAAAUGUCACCCCUGCGUGAUGAUGAGAGCACGAAGGGUCCGAUGCUGGACUACGUGUCCAACAGAAGCGGUGCUGUGGUAGUACAGAAUGACGGGAGCAGCUGUGCAAAUGAAGGGUGUGUGUGGCUGAACUACACGAGACAAGUUCUCCCGCUCUUCGACCGGUGCCACACCUGCUUUGACUGCCGCCGCUUUCAUGAUGUCCGUUUUCCCGUUCACUUUUCCGGUUCUGCGCCUGCCGUACCGGCCGAGAUGAUCCGUGUGCGGGUGCAGGACCCGCGACGUCGGCGCAGCACACGCGGCGUGACACCCUGCCCUACGCGACUGUGGAUCGGCUUGCAUCAACCUGGCAGUCACGGCGAGGACUGUGAUGCCCCAGCGGUUCCGUGGGCACUGAAGGUGACGCUGAUUGGCCAGGAAGACGCCUCCUUGCUCUACGCCGGUCGAGGGAGCCACCGAAGUGAUUAUGGAGGCAGCGGGUUUGCUGCUGCUGCUGUGGCCGCUCCGCCACCACCCCUCACCCGACCAGCGCGCCGCUCCUAUGUUCUGUCGGAGUCGUUUAUGGGCGAGCCGCAGCCGCUUCCGGCGGUGUGGAUGUACUUGGAGUUGGACGCGGACGACUUGGCACGAAGCGCGGGCACCAACAGCGAUGAAGCCGGUGACGAUGAUGAAAGAGACAAUAAUGCAACGGUAAUGGAGUUCUUUGUUGUGCCGCAGAUGGAGCUCACCGGCACCGUUGCACAGGACAGUCGGGAAAGGGUGGCUGUUCGUGGUGGCGUGGAGGUCGAUCGCAACCGCCGCGACAGUCCUUUGUCGAAAGGCUUCACACAUAGACACACGCAAGAGGAUGCAGAGGAGUUCUACGACGAAGCGAGGCCUGCGUGGUUGCGGCGUGACCUCGCCUCGUCUGUCACAAUCGACAACGAGUUCUCGUUUGGGACUCGCACCACCGCCAUUGUUGCGAUCUUAGCAGAAGACCAAGACUGUGUGACGGUCGAUGUCGUGCAGGCACCGGCGGAGCUGCGGGCUGCUCUCUACCAUGACGUGGUGGACCGCAUCGACUUCUCCGAAUGCGCGCCGAUGCCGUCUGGACGCGCAGAUCGCUGUCGCAGACCUGCAUCACCCAACAAGAGCAUCGCUGCUGUCUCUAACAAUGUGGAGGACGUGCGGUGUCAGGUGAACGGACGCUGUCUUCCGACUUUUUCGUGGUGA